This is a messenger RNA of Aedes albopictus (Asian tiger mosquito), 756 nucleotides long. RefSeq names its product pre-mRNA-splicing factor 38B-like. The transcript is spliced from 3 exons. NCBI's taxonomy places the organism in Eukaryota, Metazoa, Arthropoda, Insecta, Diptera, Culicidae. The record is from RefSeq and is a predicted model, not a curated record.
AUGUCAUUCCCUCCAACGUCCGAAGCCGCCAUCUUGGCCACCGGCUUCGUGCACUCGCUCGGUAUGCAUCGCCGGAGACUUUCGGCACCGACCGUCAUCACCAACAACCACCGUCUUCUUGCUAGACUAGCGGAACAUCGGCAGAACGAAAUGCCUCAACUACGGGAACCAGAGAUUCCCAAGCUAGAAGUCAAAAACUGCAAACCGCAAAGACAGAGAACAGACAGAGAACAGACAGAGAACAGAUAGAGAACAGACAGAGAACAGACAGAGAACAGACAGAGAACAGACAGAGAACAGACAAAGAACAGACAGAGAACAGACAGAGAACAGACAGAGAACAGACAGAGAACAGACAGAGAACAGACAGAGAACAGACAGAGAACAGACAGAGAACAGACAGAGAACAGACAGAGAACAGACAGAGAACAGAUAGAGAACAGACAGAAAACUGACAAGAAAACAGACAGAGAACAAACAGAACAGACAAUAUAGGCAGAGAACAGACAGAUAACAGACAGAGAACAGACAGAGAACAGACAGAGGACAGACAGAGAACAGACAGAGAACAGACAGAGAACAGACAGAGAACAGAUAGAAAACAGACAGAAAACAGACAGAAAACAGACAGAAAACAGACAGAAAACAGACAGAAAACAGACAGAGAACAGACAGAGAACAGAUAGAGAACAAACAAAGAAUAAACACGGAACAGACAAAGAACAGACAAAACAGAUAGACAGACAGACAGAAUAG